Molecule: messenger RNA, 4010 nt
Organism: Benincasa hispida (wax gourd)
Lineage: Eukaryota; Viridiplantae; Streptophyta; Magnoliopsida; Cucurbitales; Cucurbitaceae
Product: PH, RCC1 and FYVE domains-containing protein 1-like
Molecular function (GO): metal ion binding
Source: RefSeq, a predicted model, not a curated record
AACAAAAACUCGAUACAGACAAAAAGAGAGAGAAAACAGACGAUACAGAGCGCAGGUAUAAGGGGCGCACGUAAAAAAUUCUUCAAUGCCACCGGAAUUUUCCUUCAGAAGCCAUUGAAGACCUUCGAGGUGCUUCAGAUCUCUUUGAUUUUUAAUUUCACGCUCUGUAUUGUAAUCCUUUUGGUGCCAUAUUCUCGUGGAGAUUCGUUAAUCGGGAAUGCUCUCAUCAAUGUAUGAUUGUUGAAUGCAAUGUUUAUGAAUUCUAACCAUCAAGGUUGAAAUUGGGGGUAAUUUUGUUGAAAUGGCCUUCUUCUGCUGAUAAUUUGCGGAUGAUCGAAGAGACUCGUCGGGAUUUCUCGUUGUGCGUAUUUUAGGGUUCCUUUGAGAGAUUACGGGCGGAUGGUUUCAGCUGUGUCUGAGCUGUGAAUAGUGACCAGUGGAGGGGCUGUUUGAGCAUUGUGUUGGAAGUUUAGUUUCGUGGCAUUUUGUAUUUUACAGGGUAUUUUUUUCAUGCGGUGAGGAAAUUUUUUCGCAAGCAUUUUCAUCCGAGAGGAUGAGGAGAAUGCUUUUCAUGGCGCAAAGUUUGAACAAUGAUUGCUGUUUGAGAUACUACAUUUGGGUUUAUUCUUCAAAAAAAUGUUUGUUCUGCUCUAGAGUAGCGCCUGAUUCUGCAUCUUGAAUGGCCGAUACCCAGAAAGUUGGUCUCGCCCAGAGGGAUAUCGAGCAGGCCAUUACAGCACUUAAGAAAGGGGCACAUUUACUUAAAUAUGGAAGGAGGGGGAAGCCGAAGUUCUGCCCUUUCAGGCUUUCAAGUGAUGAAUCUUUACUCGUAUGGUACUCUGGAAAAGAUGAGAAACAGCUUAAAUUAAGUUUGGUUUCAAAGAUCAUUCCUGGCCAACGUACUGCAAUAUUCCAGCAGCAUCCACAACCUGAAAAGGAGUAUCAGUCAUUUUCACUCUUGUAUAAUGAUAGAUCAUUAGAUUUGAUAUGUAAAGACAAGGAUGAAGCUGAAGUUUGGUUUGUUGGUCUGAAGGCAUUGAUCACUCGAGGAAACUACCGCAAGUGGAGAGUUGAAUCAAGAUGUGAGAGUGUAUCUUCAGAUAGUCCGCAUGCUCGCAUGCGAAGGAAUUCUCCAGCCAUUGCACCAUGUGAUCCCGGAGAUCUUGAUGGGAUUUCUUAUGAAAAUACUGGACAGAACAGACUAGGGAAAGCAUUUUCUGAACUAUUAUCAUACACUGCAGUUUCCAAGGGUACUAACCAACCCAAGCCAGUUGCCAAUCCUUCUCUAUCAACUGUGCUUGUAGAUAACUCAAAUGGCCGAAUUUCUGCAUCUGAGGGUUUUCGAGUUAGUUUAUCCAGUGCUGUGAGCUCAUCAAGUCAAGGAUCAUGUCCAGAAGAUUUUGAUGCCUUGGGGGAUGUCUAUAUAUGGGGAGAAGGUAUAGGGGACGGAUUGUUGGGUGGUGGUGUGAAUAAGGUUGGCAUCCAAUGUUCAUUAAACUCCAAGCUGGACGCUCUGCAACCAAAGCCAUUGGAGUCAACAGUUGUUCUAGAUGUUCAUGGUAUCGCAUGUGGUGGCAGACAUGCUGUGCUGGUUACCAGACAGGGUGAGAUUUUUAGUUGGGGUGAGGAGUCAGGAGGAAGGCUUGGGCAUGGUGUGGAAGCAGAUGUUUCACAUCCAAAACUCAUUGAUACUCUCAGUGGCAUGAAUGUUGAACUAGUAGCAUGCGGAGAGUACCAUACUUGUGCCGUAACACUUUCAGGGGAUCUUUAUACUUGGGGUGAUGGGACUCAUAAUUAUGGUUUACUUGGUCAUGGUAGCGAAGUUAGUCAUUGGAUUCCACAAAAGGUAAGUGGUCAGAUGGAGGGAAUUCGUGUAUCGUAUAUCUCAUGUGGAGCGUGGCAUACAGCUGUGGUGACAUCAGCUGGCCAGUUGUUCACAUUUGGGGAUGGUUCUUUCGGAGCCUUGGGUCAUGGGGAUCAUAUCACCUCAAAUAUUCCACGAGAAGUGGAAACUUUGAGAGGGCUUAGAACGACAAAAGUUGCCUGUGGUGUUUGGCACACUGCUGCUACUGUUGAAGCAAUGAACGAACUUUCUGAUUCUGGUACUUCAGCUAACCCUUCAUCUGGAAAACUUUACACAUGGGGCGACGGAGACAAAGGCCGGCUUGGACAUGGAGAUAAUGAACCUAGACUAGUUCCUGAAUGUGUAGCUGCAUUGAUUGAAGAAAAUAUAUGUCAAGUGGCAUGUGGCCAUGAUCUCACAGUUGCUUUAACAACGGCAGGACGGGUAUAUACAAUGGGUAGUACUGCUUAUGGCCAGUUAGGAAGUGCUACAGCUGAUGGAAAGCUUCCUACUUGUGUUGAAGGUGAAAUUGACAACAGUUUUGUUGAAGAGGUUGCCUGUGGUUCUUAUCAUGUUGCAAUAUUAACCUCCAAAACUGAGGUUUAUACUUGGGGAAAGGGCUCAAAUGGGCAGUUAGGACAUGGAGACAACAAUCACAGAAACACACCUACUAUUGUAGAGGCCCUGAAAGAUAAGCAAGUGAAAAAUGUUGCAUGUGGUUCAAACUUCACUGUUGUUAUAUGUCUUCAUAAAUGGGUAUCAAGUGCUGACCAUUCUGUAUGUUCUGGUUGUCACAACCCAUUUGGUUUCAGAAGGAAGCGUCACAACUGUUACAACUGUGGUCUAGUAUUCUGCAAAGCAUGCAGCAGCAAAAAAUCCCUGAAGGCAUCUUUAGCCCCAAAUUUGAAUAAACCGUAUCGAGUGUGUGAUGAUUGUUUCAAUAAACUAAAGAAGGCCAUGGAAUCCAGUUCUAUUUCACAAAAUUCUAGAGCCAGAACUGGAAAUAUGCAUCAUAAAUCUAAUGGUGUUACGGAUAAAGAAACGUGGGCUCCAAAAUUGCAAGCAACACUCUCCAGACUUUCAUCUUUUGGUGCUGUCAAUAAUGCUGAAAGCAUGCACUCCAGAUUAGCUUCUCGAGCAACAUCUCCUGUAUUGGGAAUGUCAAGCCCGAUUCGAUCAUCUGAAGAUAUUUCAGAGGAUUCUAAGCGUGCAACUGACAGUUUAACCCAGGAAAUCAUCAGUUUGAGGGCACAGGUGCAAGAGCUGACUUGCAAGUCCAAAAAUCUUGAAGCUGAACUCGAGAAAACCUCAAAGAAAUUGAUGGAGGUUACUACAAUAGCUGCAGAUGAAGCUGAAAAAUGCAAAUCGGCCAAGGAAGUUAUUAAAUCCCUAGCGGCUCAGUUGAAAGAGAUGGCUGAGAAAAUGCCAGAGGGACACACUGCUAUCCUCAACUCUGGCACUGUUUUUGGGCAAAAUGGUAGUAAUUUCAACCAGCUUUCCACUGAGAGCCUUUCAAUGAGCAUAAACUCUCGUUUGGAGUCUAAUGGCAUUUCAAAAUGUCAAACCUUAUCAACUGGAAGCAAAGUACAAAAUGAGAAGGCAGAAUGGGUUGUACAAGACGAACCAGGUGUGUACAUAACUCUAUCUGCUUUGCCAGGAGGAUGCAAUGAGCUGAAACGAGUUCGUUUCAGUCGAAGACAUUUCACAGAAGCACAAGCAGAGAAAUGGUGGGCGGAAUUCGGAGCGAAGGUUUGUGAGCGGCAUAAAGUAAAGAAUACAGAUUAACAAGUUGUCGAUGCUCGAAUUGAAUUGACCAGGGAAAAACAAGCCAAUGAGAAAGCACUUCUGGUGAUCAUCUUUCUCUUCUUCUCUAGACAACAUUGUCCCCUUAAAUCUUUCCAUUGAUUUUGAGUGGGGGAUUGAUCAGGGCAAUCUAACAUUUAGGUUCAUAUAUUAGAUAACUAAAAGUGUAGCCGAGGAAUUAGAAAGAAAUACAAAGCUUCAAACUUUCAACUCUCCCCCUUAGAAUGCCAGUGUUCUUAAUUACCUUUUUAUUUUUUUGCUCACCUUUCUCUCUUUGCUUCGUUUCUUCCCUUCAACUUAGGGAAAAGUCCAUAUUGUAAUUAGCUUAGCAGGUAUCAAUCAGAAAUAGUCUUCUUGCUUUUUA